Messenger RNA from Beauveria bassiana ARSEF 2860, 270 nucleotides. Its product is annotated as cytochrome c oxidase assembly factor. Bases 1 to 270 code for a protein of 89 amino acids. NCBI's taxonomy places the organism in Eukaryota, Fungi, Ascomycota, Sordariomycetes, Hypocreales, Cordycipitaceae. Gene Ontology annotation, biological process: mitochondrial respiratory chain complex IV assembly. The record is from RefSeq and is a predicted model, not a curated record. The transcript is spliced from 2 exons. Gene Ontology annotation, cellular component: mitochondrion.
AUGUCACGAGCUUCCAAGCUGACCCUUUUCGGCACCUCUCUCUUCGCUGCUAGCACCAUUGUCUUUGUUCAUUUCCAACAAAAAUCUGAGCAGCAGGCCAUGCACCAGGGUGUUGUCCGCGACCUGGAGCAGCAGCGAGUCAAGCGCGAACGUCAACUCGAUUUCGCCAUGCAAAAGGCAUUGGAAGAAGAAUACAAGCGUGAACAAAAUGUACAUAGCUCAUUGGAGCCUCCGCUACGAAGCGAAGGCAAUGGGACGAACAAGCCAUAG